This is a messenger RNA of Striga asiatica, 1089 nucleotides long. The record is from the annotation of a GenBank genome assembly. NCBI's taxonomy places the organism in Eukaryota, Viridiplantae, Streptophyta, Magnoliopsida, Lamiales, Orobanchaceae.
AUGGUUUACCUACAUGUCAAUGAUGUCUCGUUGUCGUUAGUUGAGUUCUCGUUUAAGGAGAACAUGUUGGUGCAUAAUGAUGUGAUCAAGUUUUUGAGGUUGACUUUUAUGGCGGCUACCCACAAUCAAAGGAAGGCUCGACUAUUACGGGCAAUUAUGCGUAUUCAACUUAUGCCCUUGGUCCAGGUCUUUCAUACAUAUAAUUGUGUCAAAAAGAGAGUGUCUAAUGAGCGUUGCAUCCAUAGCGUCAUGGUUAAACAAUCGGGAGCCCGCUCCCGCAAAAACCUGGAGACCUGCAAGGUUGUAAUUAAGGAGUUUGUCGACCUAAAGAUCGACAUAUUUAUGAGGCCACAUAUAAAAUUAGGUAUUAGGUAUGUCGGUGUCCAUUCCUUUAAACGGGAGACGGGGAGAGCCUUCCUCUCCCUGAAGCAUAUAGCUAGAUUUCUCGGAAAGGGAUUGGCAAAAUGCUUUCUUGAGCAGCAUGUUGAUUGUCGUAGUGGAUACCUUCCCUUUAGGAUAUUGGGAACUUCAAGGCAUAGUGAGCAGUUCGGCCCAAGAUGGCAUUAUACUCUGUCUCGGUGGCUGGUCGGCUGGCUGACCUUGCUAGCUGUUGACGGCUGUUCUGCUCUUGGAAAGUUGUUAGAGCCUCAAGAUUGUGUUUCCCAUAUCCUCCCUGUAAUUGCUAACUUCCUCAGAGGCCUGAAUUUGAACACGGAUAUGAGAGCGGCCAGAAGCCAGUGGGGAGUACGAAUCCGAGUAUGGAUCAUUGAGCUAGACAGCUUAAAUAUUGGGUGGCCGGGAAGUCGUAUUUUGCCGUGUUCAGACAGCUCUAAACAAACGGUCCAAACUACCCCGCGCAUGGAUAUACAAGUGUUCAAGUGUGAUAUUGCCAGAUACAGAGAGGAUAAGGAUAAGCAGGAUAUGCUUGACAGAAACAGAGGAGAGAAUUUGACAAAAGCUCAAGAUGAUCUGAAAAAGAAACAACACCCACACGAUAAGUCUUUGGAGUUUGUCCUAGAGAACCGGCGUUGCUCGGUUUUCAUUCCUCGGGAAUUGUCUUUUCUUUCUUUCGGCACCGAUUUGACUUGA